CACCCUCUCCUCAGCUGCCCAAGGAUCUAGCUCCAUGGACACCUGGGAACACCCCUAGAGUCAAGUCUCUUGCCAACCCUAAAAUGGUUCCCUAAAUUAAGAUAUAUACUUCCCUGCUCCCAUAUCCACCCUUCCUCCAUCCCAACCCUCACAUUCCCCCAAGCUCUCCCCAUCCUCGCCUUCUCACUUUUUCCACCCCAUCUCCCCUUACCCUCACUCCACCCCCAAGUUCCCAAUUUUUGCCUGGCAAUCUUGUCUUCUUCCAAUAUCCAGGAGGAUAACUAUAUGUUUUUCUUUGGGUUCACCUUUUUAUUUAGCUUCUCUAGGAUCACAAAUGAUAGGCUCAAUGUCCUUUAUUUAUGGCUAGAAUCCACUUAUGAGUGAGUACAUACCAUAUUCAUCUUUUUGGGUCUGGGUUACCUCACUCAGGAAAGUGUUUGCUAUUUCCAUCCAUUUGCAUGCAAAAGUCAAGAUGUCAUUGUUUUUUACCGCUGAGUAGUACUCUAAUGCAUACAAAUUCCACACUUUCUUAAUCCAUUCUUCCAUUGAGGGGCAUCUAGGUUGUUUACAAGUUCUGGCUGUUACAAAUAAAGCUGUUAUGAACAUAGUUGAACAAAUGUUUUUGUCGUAUGAUAGGGCAUCUCUUGGGUAUAUUCCCAAGAGUGGUAUUGCUGGAUCCUGGGGUAGGUUGAUCCCGAAUUUCCUGAGAAAUUGAUUUACAAAAGUGGUUGCACAAAUUUGCAUUCCCACCAGCAAUGGAUGAGUGUACACCUUAUUGUACAUCCUCUCCAGCAAAGGCUCUCAUUGGUGUUUUUGAUUUUAGCCAUUCUGACAGGUGUAAGAUGAUAUCUCAAAGUUGUUUUGAUUUUCAUUUCCCUGAUUGCUAAGGAGUUUGAACAUGACCUUAGUGUCUUUUGGCCAUUUGAACUUGUUCUGUUGAGAAUUCUCUGUUCAGUUCAGUGCCCCAUUUUUUAAUUGGGUUAAUUAGCAUUUUAAAGUCUAGUUUCUUGAGUUCUUUAUUUAUUUUGGAAAUCAGACCUUUGUCUGUUGUGGGGUUGGUGAAGAUCUUCUCCCAGUAAGUAGGUUGCCUUUUUGUCUUAGUGACAGUGUCCUUUACUUUACAAAAGCUUCUCAGUUUUAGGAGGUCCCAUUUAUUCAAUGUUGUCCUUAUUGUCUGUGCUACUGGGGUUAUAUGUAGGAAGUGGUCUCCUGUGCCCAUGUGUUGUAGAGUACUUCCCACUUUCUCUUCUAUCAGGUUCAGUGUGUUCAGACUGAUGUUGAGGUCUUUAAUCCAUUUGGACUUGAAUUUUGUGCAUUGUGAUAGAUAGGGAUCUAUUUUCAUUCUUCUACAGGUUGACAUCCAGUUGUGCCAGCACCAUUUGUUGAAGAUGCUUUCUUUCUUCCAUUGUAUACUUUUAGCUCCUUUGUCGAAAAUCAGGUGUUCAUAGUUUUGUGGGUUAAAAUCCAGGUCUUUUAUUCGAUUCCAUUGGUCUACUUUUCUUUUUUUAUGUCAAUACCAAGCUGUUUUCAUUACUGUAGCUCUGUAAUAGAGUUUGAAGUCAGGGGUGGUAAUACUCCAGAAGUUCCUUUAUUGUAUAGGAUUGUUUUGGCUAUCCUGGGUUUUUUGUGUUUCCAUAUAAAGUUGAUUAUUGUUCUCUUAAGGUCUGUGAAGAAUUUCGUUAGGCUUUUGAUGGGGAUUGCAUUGAAUCUAUAAAUUGCUUUUGGUAGAAUUGCUAUUUUUACUAUGUUGAUUCUCCCAAUCCAAGAGCAAGGGAGAUCCUUCCAUUUUCUGGUAUCCUCUUCAAUUUUUCUUCAAAGACCUAAAGUUAUUGUCAAGUAGAUCUUUCACUUCCUUGGUUAGAGUUACCCCAAGAUAUUUUAUGCUAUUUGUGGCUAUCAUGAAAGGUGAUGUUUCUCUGAUUUCCCUCUCUGCUUCUUUAUCCUUUGUGUAUAGGAGGGCAACUGAUUUUUUGGCGCUGAUCUUGUAUCCUGCCAUGUUACUAAAGGUGUUACUAACGAUGUUGAGCUGUAGGAGUUCUUUGGUAGAGUUUUUGGGGUUGCUUAUGUGUACUAUCAUAUCAUCUGCAAAUAACGUAAGUUUGAUGUCUUCCUUUCCUAUUUGAAUCCCCUUGAUCUCCUUAUGCUGUCUUAUUGCUAUUGCUAGAACUUCAAGCACUAUAUUGAAGAGGUAUGGAAAUAGUGGACAGCCUUGUCUUGUUCCUGAUUUUAGUGGGAUGGCUUUGAGUUUCUCUCCAUUUAAUUUAAUGUUAGCUGUCGGCUUGCUGUAUAUUGUUUUUAUUAUAUUUAGGAAUGUACCUUGUAUCCCUAGUCUCUCCAAGACCUUUAUCAUAAAGGGGUGUUGAAUUUUGUCAAAUGCUUUUUCAGCAUCUAAUGAAAUGAUCAUAUGUUUCUUUUUUCCUUCAGUUUAUUUAUAUGAUGGAUUACAUUGAUAGAUUUUCGUAUGUUGAACCAACCCUGCCUCUCUGGGAUGAAGCCUACUUGAUCAUAGUGUAUAAUUUUUUGGAUGUGUUCUUAGAUUCGGUUUUCUAGUAUUUUAUUGAGAAUUUUUGCAUCAAUGUUCAUGAAUGAGAUUGGUCUGUAAUCCUCUUUCUUGGUUAUGUCUUUGUAUGGUUUUGGUAUCAGGGUGACUGUAGCUUCAUAAAAGGAGUUUGGCAAUGACUCUUCUGUUUCUAUUUUGUAAAACACAUUAAGGAGUAUAGGUAUUAGCUCUUCUUGGAAGUUCUGGUAGAAUUCUGCAUUGAAACCAUAUGGUCUAGGGCUUUUUUUGGUAGGGAGGUUUCUGAUGACAGCUUCUAAUUCCUCGCGACUUACAGGUCUAUUUAAACUGUUCACCUGGUCUUGAUUUAAUUUUGGUAUAUGAUACUUAUCUUUUUUUAAAAAAAAAAAGUGUCUGUUUCUUUCACAGUUUCAAAUUUUGUGGCAUACAAGCUUUUGUAGUAAGAUCUAAUGAUUCUCUGAAUUUCCUCUGUGUCUGUGAUUAUAUCCCCCUUUUCAUUUCUGAUCUUACUAAUUUGCGUGUUCUCUCUCUUCUGUUUGAUUAGUUUGGAUAGCGGUUUGUCAAUAUUGUUGAUUUUCUCCAGGAACCAGCUUUUUGUUUCAUUGAUUCUUUGGAUUGUUUUCUGUUUUUCUAUUUUGUUGAUUUCAGCCCACAGUUUGAUUAUUUCCUGUCUUCUACUCCUCCUGGGUGAGUCUGUUUCUUUUUUUUUCUAGAGCUUUCAGCUGUGCUGUUAACUCUCUAAUGUGUGCUUUCUCCAUUUUCUUUAUGUGGGCACUUAGUGCUAUGAACUUUCUUCUUAGCACUGCCUUCAUAGUGUCCCAUAGGUUUGGGUAUGAUGUUUAUUUUCACUGAAUUCAAGGAAGAUUUUAAUUUCUUUCUUUAUUUCUUACUUGAUCCAGAGGUGGUUCAGUAAUUGAAUGUUCAAUCUCCAUGAAUUUGUAGGCUUUCUGGGGUUAGAAUUGUUGAUUAAUUCUAACUUUAUUCCAUGGUGAUCCGAUAGUACACAGGUGGUUACUACAAUUUAUUUGUAUCUAUGGAUGUUUGUUACUAAUUAUGUGAUCAAUUUUUGAGAAGGUUCCAUGUGAUGCUGAGAAGAAGGUAUAUUCUUUUCUGUUUGGGUGCAAUGUUCUAUAGAUGUCUGUUAAGGUCAUUUGGUUCAUUACAUCUGAUAGUUCUCUUAUUUCUCUGUUAAGUUUCUGUCUGGUUGACCUGUCCAUUAGUGAGAGCAGAGUGUUGAAAUCUCCUACUAUUAGAGUGUGGGAUUUGUUGUAUGCUUUGAGUUCUAGUAAUGUUUCUUUUACAUAUGUGGGUGCUUUUAUAUUAGGGAUGUAGAUAUUCAGGAUAGAGACUUCCUCCUGAUGAAUUGUUCCUGUUAUGAGUAUACAAUCUCUUCUGAUUGAUUUUAGUUUGAAAUCCAUCUUGUUAGAUAUUAGUAUAGCCACCCCCACUUGUUUCUUUGGUCCAUUUGAUUGGAAAACCUUUUCCCAUCCCUUUACUCUGAGGUAGUGUUUGUCUUUGAGUUUGAAGUGUGUUUCUUGUAAACAGCAGAAUGUUGGAUCUUGAUUUCAUAUCCAUUCUCUUAACCUGUGCCUAUUUAUAGGUGAAUUGAGUCCAUUGAUAUUAAGUGAUAUUAAUGACCAGUGGUUGUUAACUCCAGUUAUUUUUUUUAGUGGUAAUGUUUGUGUGUUUCCCUUCUUUGAGUUGUGCUGGUGGAGUGUUGUCAGAUGCUUGUCUUAUUAUUGGUGUUGUUGACUUCCUUGGUUUGUGAUUUUCCUUCUAGUAUUUUCUGUAAGGCUGGGUUUGUGGCAACAUAUUAUUUAAAUCUGUUUUUGUCCUGGAAUAUCUUGUUUUCUCCAUCGAUGGUGAAUGCAAGCUUUGCUGGGUAUAGUAGUCUGGGUUUGCAUCCCUGUUCUCUUGGUGUCUACAGCACAUCUAUCUAAGACCUUCUGGCUUUCAUGGUUUCCAUUGAGAAGUCAGGUGUAAUUCUGAUAGGUUUCCCUUUAUAUGUUACUUGACCUUUUUCCUUUGCAGCUCUUAAUAUCUGUUCUUUAUUCAGUAUGUUUUUUGUUUUGAUUAUUACAUGGCAUGGGAAUUCUUUCUUUUGAUCCAGUCUAUUUGGUGUUCUGUAUACUUCUUGCACCUUCAUAGGAGUAUCCUUCUUUAGGUUGGGAAAGUUUUCUUCUAUAAUAUUGUUGAAUAUAUUUUCUGGGCCUUUGAGCUGUAAUUCUUCUCCUUCUUCUACCCCUAUUAUUCUUGGGUUUGGUCUUUUCACGGUGUCCCAGAUUUCCUGGAUGUUUUGUGUUAAGAAUUUGUUGGGUUUGUUUUGUUCUUUAAUCAGUGAGUUUAUUUCCUCUAUAGUAUCUACACUGUCUGAUAUUCUUUCUUCUAGCUCUUCUGUUGGUAAUACUUGUCUCUGUAGUUACUGUUUGUUUACCCAAAAUUUCCAUAUCCAGCCUUCCCUUGGUUUGGGUUUUCUUCAUUACCUCCAUUUCAUUUUUCAAGUCUUGAAAUUUUUCCCUUACCUGUUUGAUUGCUUUUUCUUGUUUUUUUCCCCCCUUGGGUAUCUUUGAGAGAUUUAUUCAUUUCCUCUACCUUUUUGUUUGUAAUCUCUAAUUGUUUAUGGCAGUUUGUCACCUCCUGUUUAAGGUCCUCUAUUAUUUUCAUACAGUUCUGUUUAAAGUUGAUUUCUAUUUCUUUUUCUUUUUUGAAAACAAAACAACAAAAAACACAGGGUUUUAUUUCCAUCCCAUUGGGCAGGGCUCGGCAGGGCAGGGAGCAGGCUCUCAUGGAAGAAAGAGGCCUCUACUAGGGUGUUCAAUUCUUCUUGUUUCAGGAUCCCUGAAUUCUGGUGGUGUCAUGUUGCCUUUCAGGUUGUUGGAGGAAUUCUUGCAUUGGCGCCUGCCCAUCUCUUCCUUCAGAUGGAGCCAGGAGACUCUUGGUGUCUUGGUCCAGUCUUUGCUGUGACUGACUCUGUGUGGAUCUCCUCAGUGCAGGACAAGAACUGUUCCUGUCUGGAUGAAACUCUUCAGCACUGAAACAGGGAUGCCUAAUAGUCCCCUCUGGGUGGAUAGCCUGGGUGCAGGAGCAGGACGCUGUUCUGAGCCAAGAACCCAUCCGGAUGGAACUCCUCAGCACUGAAACAGGGAUGCCUGGUAGCCCAAGGACACCACAGACAAAAGGAUCCCUUGGGCGGAACCCCUUGAGGUACCCAGACUGAAAUGCAUUAAUGCCAAUGUGAGGCCUAAAUGGUGUGAUAACACUCAAGAGCCAGGAAAUGGCUACUGCCUUGGAACCAGAGGACCAAGACGUUUGGGAAGAAGAAGGAGUCAUGAUGGUAAAGCUGGAGGAUGAUUUCACCUGCGGGCCAGAGUCUGCCUUGCAGGGGGAUGACCCUGUGCUGGAGACCUCUCACCAGAACUUCCGACGCUUUCGCUACCAGGAAGCAUCCAGCCCUAGAGAAGCCCUCAUCAGACUUCGAGAGCUUUGUCAUCAAUGGCUGAGGCCAGAGAGGAGGACAAAGGAGCAGAUCCUCGAGCUGCUCGUGCUGGAGCAGUUCCUCACCGUCCUGCCUGGAGAACUGCAGAGCUGGGUGCGCGGCCAGCGGCCAGAGAGUGGCGAGGAGGCCGUGACGCUGGUGGAGGGUUUGCAGAAACGACCCAGGAGACCAAGGCGGUGGGUAACCGUCCAUGUUCAGGGCCAGGAAGUCCUGUCAGAAGAGACACCACCCCUAGAAGUGGAGCCAGAGUCCUCCAGUGAGCAACAAGAUCCAACACAGACCUUGACCCCUGAGCAGCCCCCUGAGGAAGCCCUCAGAAGAACAGAUCUGGGGACAUCGGAACAAGAGAGCUUGCAGCGUGACGGGGAGCGCCAGCCUCUGCAGGAAAGUGAGGUUCCAGUGUCCCAGGAUCCAGACCUUCCUGCAGAACAAGGGUCUGGAGACCCAGGGAUGGUUGCUCUUCUCACUGCCCUCUCUCAGGGACUGGUCACAUUCAAGGAUGUGGCUCUGUGCUUCUCACAGGAUCAGUGGAGUGAUCUGGAUCCAACACAAAAAGAAUUCUAUGGAGAAUAUGUCUUGGAAGAAGAUUGUGGAAUUGUAGUUUCUCUGUCAUUUCCAAUUCCCAGACUGGACGAUACCUCCCAGAUUAGAGAAGAAGAGCCUCAGGUCCCAGAUGUCCACGAAUCUCAGGAGCCUGCAGAAACAGAAAUCCUGAGUUUUACCUAUACAGGAGACCUGAGUGAAGAUGGGGAAGGAAGUGUUGAGCAAGAAGAUCCACACAGGUCUAUUUUGGUAGACCCAGAAACUCACCAGACUCCAGAUUGGGAGAUAGUCUUUGAGGGUAAUACAAGUAGACUUAAUGAAAGGAGAUUUGGCACAAAUAUUUCUCAAGUUAAUAAUUCCACAAAAACUAGGGAAACUACUCCUGGUCACCCCCAGGUAGCGAGGCAACAUCACUGCCCUCUAUGUGGAAAAAGCUUCACAUGCAAUUCUCAUCUUAUUAGACACUUGAGAACUCACACAGGAGAAAAGCCCUAUAAGUGUAUGGAGUGUGGGAAAAGUUAUACACGGAGCUCACAUCUUGCCAGGCACCAGAAAGUCCAUAAGACAAACCCUCCUCAUAAACAUCCUCCAAACCGGAAGAAUGUGGAUGCCCCUCUGACCCAGUCGGGGGGUAAUGCCCGUGUAGAAAAACCGUAUAGCUGUGAUGACUGUGGAAAACAUUUCCGUUGGACUUCAGACCUGGUCAGGCACCAGAGGACACACACAGGGGAAAAACCUUUCUUCUGUACUACUUGUGGCAAAAGCUUCAGUCAGAAAUCUGUGUUAACCACACACCAAAGAACCCAUGCUACAGGCAAGCCCUACUCAUGUACGGACUGUGGAGAGGACUUCAGUGACCAGAAACAGUUUCUGACACAUCGGAAGACACACGUGACUGAGGAGCUCUUUCUCUGCAGUGAAUGUGGGCGCUCCUUCAACAAUAGUGCAGCAUUUGCCAAGCACCAGAAAGGUCAUGCCUCUGUGAGGAACUGCCGGUGUGAUGAAUGUGGUAAAAGCUUUAGCAGGAGGGAUCAUCUCGUCAGACAUCAACGAACACACACUGGAGAAAAGCCUUUCACUUGUACUACCUGUGGGAAGAGCUUCAGUAGAGGGUAUCACCUAAUCAGGCACCAGAGAACCCAUACGAGAAAGACCUAGCUAUGUGCCGUGUGUGGAGAACAUUGUUCAGCCCUCAGCUGGGAUGGGAUGGACUCUGUGGUUAACCCUAGGAGACCUGUUCUGAGGCAUCUCUUUGACCUGCCCAUACCAUAUGUCACCUCUUCCGGAACUCGUCCGCUCUCCGCAGUCGAGGCUUCUCUUUCACAAGCAUGCUCCUACCUCUACAUCAUGGUGUGAAGUAGGAGAUUUGGGACUCUAAGAAAUUUUUGCUAUUAUGUUUUGGGAAACCUAGGCUGUUCUAAAUCCUGAAGACUACUUACCAGCCUCAACUUCUUUGUGACCAAGGAUAAGUAAGUUCUUGGGUCUGAUAAGGGACCGACCUAAAGGGGUCUGUCCUCCCUGGGCUCCAGCCGUAAAGCACACAGCCCUAAUCUUAAGACAGGAAUUCUGUGUCCUGAGAGAUUUGCCGCACACUGAUGGGCCAGCUUCAGGUUCCCACUAAGUCACCUCUUCACUUAGAUGCUGGAGACAAGGGGGAGAGUGAUAAAGGACAAGUCCUUGAGGCUACUGCACAAGGAUUUUGGCAAGCUGCUCCCUUCCCUGUUCUCAGAAUGACACCAAGUGCCAAACACUGCUACAAAAGCGGGCCUGAUCGAAAGCCUCCUGGGGUGUACCACCACCCCCCCCCAUCUGGAUAUGCUUGUCUUUAGCUUUCCUGUGGUCUGGCUACUGUCAACUUUGUACCUUCCAUGCCUACUGCAGGAACAAUGUAGACUGGAGUACUGGAGAAUUCAGUAAAGCAUGAUUAAGGCCUGGCGAAACCCAUCACUUCCCCACGUAGUGUUUCAGCGCAUCCUUCAUCUGGGUUGUGAGAGGGAAUCUGAAGCCCUGUCGGCCUGGGAAAGGCGCCAUAACCAGUGCACAGUCACAACUGACUGGCUCACUGCAUUUACGUAAGGAAACUAGAGAAGAUCUGAAACCACUUUGGAAGAUAGGAAACAGCUGUUGCCACUGGCCAAGACUAUUAGGACGAUUCUGCCACCUUGUCCUUAGUGUUCAUGCCUCUGUUCUAUCAUGCAGGGAAGAUAAUGAACCCUAAUAUUUUGAACCCUGAGAAUUCACCAGACGUAAAUGGAUUUUUUGUGUCUGUGUUAUUUGGGUUUUUUAUACAUAUAUUUUCAUUUUCAUGUAACUGUGAACUAAAAAGUGGUAUCUCCUGGUAGCCCAAGGGUCUUUUGCCUGUUUGAGGUUCCCUCGUGUGUCUGGCUAUCUGGAAAGGACCGGGGAGAGUUGCUCCAGAAAUGGAGCAUCGGGUGUGGAAGUAAAGCAUGAGAAAGAAGGUAGAUGGAUGUGUGUGCCUGCUUUCUUUUGCUCGGUUCAUGAUCAGGAAUCUGGUGGGUUCGCAACAGAGCUUCCCAGACAAACAUCCCGGUAAGGAAAUUCUCUUGUGAUGGCCUAGUUGAGUUUUAGUGUCAGUCAAUUGAUGUCAAACAAAUUGAUGCUUGGAGCCAAGUGCCCCCGUUUACAUUUUGCCUGAUCACCUCCUAGAGCU
Alexandromys fortis (reed vole) is the source of this 9228-nucleotide messenger RNA. It is a transcript of the gene Znf202, whose product is annotated as zinc finger protein 202. The transcript has 7 exons. Gene Ontology annotation, molecular function: RNA polymerase II cis-regulatory region sequence-specific DNA binding; DNA-binding transcription repressor activity, RNA polymerase II-specific. Gene Ontology annotation, biological process: regulation of transcription by RNA polymerase II. Gene Ontology annotation, cellular component: nucleoplasm. NCBI's taxonomy places the organism in Eukaryota, Metazoa, Chordata, Mammalia, Rodentia, Cricetidae. The record is from RefSeq and is a predicted model, not a curated record. Bases 5793 to 7715 code for a protein of 640 amino acids.